UUCCUCCACAGUAGAUUUAAACCUUACAGCUGUGAGUUGUGUGGAAAGUCUUUUACCCGGGCUGGACACUUAAAAACACACCAACUCAUCCACAGUGGAAUUAAACUUUACACCUGUGACUUGUGUGGAAAGUCUUUUACCCUGGCUGUAGGCCUACAAAGACAUCGACUCAUCCACAGUAGAUUUAAACCUUACAGCUGUGAUGAGUGUGGGAAGUAUUUUACCCGGGGUGGAGACUUAAAAAGACACCAACUCAUCCACAGUGGAGUUCGACCUUACAGCUGUGAUUUGUGUGAGAAAUCUUUUACCCAGGCUGGAAGCUUAAAAACACACCAACUCAUCCACAGUGGAUUUAAACCUUACAGCUGUGAGUUGUGUGGGAAGUCUUUUACCCGGGCUGGAGGUUUAAAAAAACACCAACUCAUCCACAGUGGAGUUAAACCAUACAGCUGUGAUGAGUGUGGGAAGUAUUUUACCCGGGGUGGAGGUUUAAAAAAACACCAACUCAUCCACAGUGGAUUUAAACCUUACAGCUGUGAGUUGUGUGGAAAGUCUUUUACCCAGGCUGAAAGCUUAAAAACACACCAACUCAUCCACAGUGGAUUUAAACCUUACAGCUGUGAGUUGUGUGGGAAGUGUUUUACCCGGGCUGGAGGUUUAAAAAAACACCAACUCAUCCACAGUAGAUUUAAACCUUACAGCUGUGACUUGUGUGGAAAGCCUUUUACCCGGGCUGGAGACUUAAAAAAACACCAACUCAUCCACAGUGGAGUUAAACCUUACAGCUGUGACUUGGGUGGAAACUGUGACUUGUGUGGAAAGUCUUUUACGUAUCGUGAGGGCUUAAAAAAACACCAACUCGUCCACAGUGUAGUUAAAGCACACUACUGUGACUUGUGUGGUAAAGCUUUUGCUCAACGUCGAAACUUACAGAAGCAUCUAGUUUCCCACUCUGGAAUUAAGGCGUACAGCUGCAACUUUUGUGGAAAAAGUUUCAGUGACAAACACUACCGAAAUAUUCACCUACGGAUUCACACUGGAAAUGAUGUUUACUGCUGUGAUCAGUGUGGAAAACUGUUUACAACAGAUGCACAGUUACAACAACACAUGUUUAGCCACACUGAGGAGAGACCUUACAAAUGUGACCUGUGUGAGAAGACUUUUAAAUCUCCACAUAAGCUUAAUAAACACAACAGAUCCACACAAGAAAGUAACUCUACAAGUGCAGUUAAUGUGAGGUAUGUAUUUAUCUUUUUAUCCUGUAUUUUUAACCUGAUUGUUUGGAACAAGUCUCAUCAGUAAACUUAUGGAGUCGCUUUCGCCCAGUAAUCUGAGUGUUAUAAUGUAAACAGUAAAAUGUAAUUGGACGUUGGCAAAGAUGCUCUUUGUUUCAGGCAACAUUCAGGAUAAAAAUAAAAAAAGCAGAGCAACACAGAUGGAUCCAUUUCUCAACCCUGUUGUCACUGUGGGGGUGUGAAAGAGUUUCUCUGUGACCUUUGUGAAAAAACUUCCAAUCAUCAACGGGACCUAAAACCACAUCAACGUAGACACACUGGAGACAAAAUGAACUACUGCAAAGAAUGUGGGAGAGGCUUCCACACACCAAGUACAUUAAAAAUACAUGAACUCUUCCACAGUGGGGUCAAAAAGCACAUCUGU
Oreochromis aureus is the source of this 1659-nucleotide messenger RNA. RefSeq names its product zinc finger protein 99-like. Gene Ontology annotation, biological process: regulation of cytokine production; regulation of immune system process; negative regulation of transcription by RNA polymerase II. The transcript has 2 exons. Lineage: Eukaryota; Metazoa; Chordata; Actinopteri; Cichliformes; Cichlidae. The annotation marks the transcript as partial. The record is from RefSeq and is a predicted model, not a curated record.